AGAUUUUAUUUGCGUAGGCCGGGCCUGCCCACGGGGAGUUGUUUUGGGGAAGAGGUUACUGUAUACUGUAAAUCAGCUCAUUAGCAGAGGCCAAGUUCAGUCUUGUUCACACGGCAACAUGUGACUGUCUGUAACAGGCUUCACACGCCAGGACCCACAUAAAGGUGGAUUUCUUACUGUAUGGAUCUAUUUGUCCUGUUCGCGGGUGCGACAGCGUUUAGUGGAAGUUCCGCGUCAAAGCUCUGCUGAGAUGUUUUGGUUCAUGCAGGGACUCUGCUUUCUGCCAGUGUUUCUGGUCAUCUGGUCCUCCAGCACUUUCAUUAUUUCCUACGUGAUUGCGAUUUUCAGAAAAGAUGUCGAUGUGAUCUUCCCGUACAUAAGUGACACAGGUGCAAACCCCCCGGAGAGCUGCAUAUUUGGCCUGAUGACCUUCAUCUCAGCAUGUGCAGGAGUGGUCACCAUGUACGCCAGAUACAAGUUUGUGGAGAAGCUGAGUGUGGAAACAAGGGUGGUGAACCCGCGUCUGAAUAAAACAGCUCUGGUGCUGGGGAUUCUCUCCUGUUUCAGCAUGUGCAUUGUUGCAACUUUUCAGGAGACAACGGUGGUAAAAGUUCAUGAUGCAGGAGCUCUGCUGUUCUUCAUCUCUGGUGUCUCAUAUAUAACCGUCCAGUCUGUGAUAUCGUACCAAGCCUAUCCGUUUGGAUCCUCAGUGGUUGUGUGUCGAGUACGUCUGGGCAUCUCCAUCCUUGCUGCUCUGGCUUUGUUCCCCACUGUCAUCUGUGCGAUUUUUGUAAAACAAACCACGCUGCACAGAAACAGUGAGGACCAGGACUAUCCUUUCCAUCUAGCCAGCGCUGUGUGUGAGUGGGUUGUUGCCUUCAGCUUCGUCUGCUUCUUCCUCACAUACAUCGAUGACUUCAAACUGUUUACUUUACGAGUGAACACAGAGUUUGAGGACUAAUCUUGAUCUCCAACUCCCAGCAGAACUUUGAAUGAACGGUAUUUUCAGGGAUGCAUUUGUUUUUAAGAGUCUUUUAUAGUGUAAGGCUUUUAUAACAUCAUGUAUUAUGUGUCACCUGACUGAGUUAGUAAAAUAGUUCCUUUUAUAUUGCUAUUUAUAUAUUUUGUACAACAGGCUGUCUGUCAGAUGUGACAUUAUAAAAGAAAAAGAGACUGACCACAUCCUUUAUCUUAUACUUUUUAUACGAUUGCAAAUCAUUUUACAAGUGUCCUUACUGCUCUCCGUGUUCAGUCAAACGUCACUUUGCACUUUGCACUCUUGACUCUUUGCCACAUUGGUGUGACACGUCCUGUCAGACAUGUGACCACUAAUAAGAGAAGUUCAUCACACAGUGAACAUAUGAUGGCUGCGCAUGUGGCUCCAUCUGAUUCACUGAACAGGUUUUGUGAUAUAUAAACCAUCGAUAAUGGAACAAAAUCAUUGUCAUAUUUUCCUCCCUGGCCUUAACACAACAAAUAUCCAACAUACAUUAUUUUUUUCAACACAGGAAAUGCACUCAUUUGAGAAAAUUGCAGCUAUUUUGUGUAAGAGGAAUAUAUUUUAAUGUGUAUCUUAUCUCUUUUAACUAUUACAUUUUUAUAUAUUAUAAAGUCUCUGGUUGGGAACCACUGUCAGUACUGCAGCUGUUGUUUUUGCGCUGACAAGUCAUAUGACUGGUCACACUAGAAAAACAAAGGGCACAAGCACAGAGGCUGAGGCCCUCUGAGACGAAUCAGGAUUAAUAAUUAAUAAUGAAUUGACUUGACUGAAGGUAAAGAAAAUCAAACUGUUUUGGUCAGAAGUGUUGGCUGUUGGCACUGGCUGAAAUAUUACACUUAGAUCAGCAGCCAUUAGUUUUGGAGGAUCCCUGCUGUGAUCCUGUAUGAAAUGAAGUACUCCAGAACAGACUGGAGGUCACAUGAACACAGAUGAACUCUAGAGGUACUGUAAUAACAAGGGAAAUGUUUUUUGUUUUUUUUUUACUCAAUUACUCUUGUAUUUUUGCAUGUGAUAUAAUGAACUGCACAGAUCGUCACCGCUGAGCUGAAUAAUAAAGAUGCACUUUUUUUUGUUAUGUUUUUAAAAA
Messenger RNA from Seriola aureovittata, 2087 nucleotides. RefSeq names its product DNA-damage regulated autophagy modulator 1 (gene dram1). NCBI's taxonomy places the organism in Eukaryota, Metazoa, Chordata, Actinopteri, Carangiformes, Carangidae. The transcript is spliced from 7 exons. Gene Ontology annotation, cellular component: lysosome. The record is from RefSeq and is a predicted model, not a curated record. Gene Ontology annotation, biological process: regulation of autophagy. The coding region runs from base 251 to 961 and encodes 236 amino acids.